UUGUAUUUUUAAUAUAUUUUAAUAAAAUUGGUCGAAGUUUCAGAAUUUCGCACAUCACUUCGAUUUAAAUUUGUGGGAUUCCCAACCUAAUUUUCAAGAGAAAGCUGAGGACUGUGUUCUGAAAUAAUACACAGCGCGGAUUUAGUACACAAUCAUUAACAUCGGCGUUCUACUAUUUAAAAGUUGAAAAAAGAAGGGGAGGAGUGAAUAAUGCAGAACAAAACUAUGGACAUAGAGAAGACUCCUGGUAGUAUAUUUGAAGAACAUCAGAAAACAAAGUACGGUACACUUAAUUUGGGUCCAGAGAUCAAAUACUAUAAGCGCCCAAAACUUUAUCGUACAAAGACUUUGAUGACUGCUAUGGUUACAAUAAUCAGUCUUAUAAUGUGUUGUUUCUUUGCUUCAGUAGCUUACUUGAGCAUUGGUAAAAAGAACAAGGUUGUGCAAUUUAGUGCUCUGUGUGCUGUGCCAAGCUACGAAGAAUAUAAUACAACAAUUCCGUACCUUGUUAUAACAGCAGACAACUUGAAUUCUGAAAUGAGAACAGUUAUAGCGCCACAAAUCUUUAAAGAUUUGGUCGACAAUGUUCCUUAUGGGUAUUUCUUUCGUCAACAAAUUGAUUUUAGUAUUAUGGAUGGCACUCGAAUUCACACUGUCGCUAUUAAUAUUACUGAUAUCAUGAAUAACUUAGUAACUCAAUUUAUUCACAAUUUUAAAAAGAAUCACACCGCAAUUGUGGACUUUAAAAACAAACGUUGUUUUAUCAUGAAACUUAACCGCAAUGUUACCAUAAAUGCCUACAAGUUAUUCUUGUCAAUGCAGAGGAUGGAAAAUAUUUAUCCUUUACCGCACGGUGUUCAAAUGGUACUUCCGAAACGUAUAGUUCUACCAGCUGUUGCUGAUCUAUCCUUCGCUGAUAAGGAAAUGGUAAAGGAUUGCCAUGAUAAGUAUGUCUAUAUACUAACUGACUAUCGUCCUUUUGAUGAUUUCCCGGUUGAAGUGUUGAUUACCAAAUACAGUCGCUUUUAUGAAUUUUUUGGAAGAGGUAUUACCGAAUAUAGCCUCGUCAAUCUUAACGAAAUUUUAUUGCAUGAAAAGCAAUUGUAA
This is a messenger RNA of Teleopsis dalmanni, 1107 nucleotides long. RefSeq lists its product as uncharacterized. The coding region runs from base 211 to 1107 and encodes 298 amino acids. Gene Ontology annotation, cellular component: plasma membrane; Golgi apparatus; extracellular exosome. Gene Ontology annotation, biological process: negative regulation of amyloid precursor protein biosynthetic process. The transcript is spliced from 4 exons. Gene Ontology annotation, molecular function: amyloid-beta binding. The record is from RefSeq and is a predicted model, not a curated record. Lineage: Eukaryota; Metazoa; Arthropoda; Insecta; Diptera; Diopsidae.